UCAUUUCAUUCUCUCAAAAACUAUAGUCUAAAAAAAACAACCCCAACAACAACAACAACAAUAUGGGUAGCUCUGUUCAUGUCAAAGAGGCUGUUUUGGUCACACCCUUUGAGCCAACACCAGCUCGUGUUCUCACUCUUUCACCCAUUGAUUCCCAGCUCUUCCUUCGUUUCACUAUCGAGUACCUCUUUGUGUAUAGGGCUAGUAGUUCUGGUCUAGACCAAGGUGUGAUCACUGCACGUAUUAAGGGUGCACUGGCUAAAGCCUUGGUUCCAUACUACCCUUUUGCAGGUCGAGUCAGGGCUCAGCCAGACGGUUCGAGCCUAGAGGUGGUGUGUCGAGCCCAGGGUGCGUUGUUCAUUGAAGCAGUGUCUGAUCGGUUCACGCUUAGUGAGUUCGAGAAGGCACCAAAAUACGUGACCCAAUGGAGGAAACUGCUGUCUGUCUACGUGGCAGAUGUUCUCAAAGGGGCCCCACCUCUUGUAGUCCAGCUGACGUGGCUAAAAGAUGGCUCGGCGGCUGUGGGUGUUGGAAUCAACCAUUGUUUGUGUGACGGAAUUGGCAGCGCCGAGUUUCUCAACUCGUUCGCCGAGUUGGCCUCUGGGAAUCGCGGGCUCGCCGAGUUGAGACCUAAACCCGUUUGGGAUCGCCAUCUUUUCGACCCGGUGAGGAAUUUACACGAUUACUCAGUGAGCCAUCCCGAGUUCAACCGAGUCCCGGACCUUUGUGGGUUCAUGAAUCGGUUCUCCAACGAAAGACUCGCUCCCACCUCAGUCAUUUUCGAUAAGAUAAGCCUCAACGAGCUCAAGACUUUAGCUGCUUCCACGAGUCGACCCAGUGAGUUAUCAUACACGUCAUUCGAGGUUCUCUCAGCCCACGUGUGGAGGAGCUGGGCUAGGGCUUUAAAUUUACCUUCAAACCAAGUGCUGAAGGUACUAUUCAGCGUAAACAUUCGUAACCGAGUCAAGCCGAGUCUACCCAGUGGAUACUACGGCAACGCGUUCGUACUAGGGUGCGCACAAACCAGCGUGAAAGACCUAAUCGAAAAGGGGUUAGGCUAUGCCACAACGUUAAUCAAAAGAGCCAAAGAUAGAGUGGACACCGAGUACGUGAAAAGCGUGGUAGAAUCAGUGGGCGAGUCGAGAGCGAGUCCUGACUCAGUGGGUGUACUCAUCGUGUCACAAUGGUCAAGGCUGGGUUUAGAAAAGGUUGACUUUGGGUUGGGAAGACCUAUUCAUGUGGGACCCAUUUGCUGUGAUAGGUACUGUUUGUUAUUACCGGUGUUUGAUCAAAGGGACGCAGUGAAAGUAAUGGUAGCUGUCCCCACUAGUGGCGUUGACAAGUACAAUUACUUGGUCCGAAAUCCAUACAAGUGAGAAGCACUGGAUUGUAAUUUCAUCACAUUGACUUUUUGUGUU
Messenger RNA from Quercus lobata, 1418 nucleotides. RefSeq names its product HXXXD-type acyl-transferase family protein. The transcript has a single exon. NCBI's taxonomy places the organism in Eukaryota, Viridiplantae, Streptophyta, Magnoliopsida, Fagales, Fagaceae. Bases 63 to 1376 code for a protein of 437 amino acids. The record is from RefSeq and is a predicted model, not a curated record.